AUGGGCGUUCUGGAAGCUGCUGCCGAGGAACCUUCAGCUGGGACGACGGAAGCAAUGUUGGUUUCUGCAGCUGUUACAUCUGUUCCUCCCGCAGAGACGAAGACGACGGAUGACGAAGGAGAGGAAGAAGACGUGAAAGACCACGAUUAUAUCACCGGCAACGACAAGGGUCCGACAAGGGUGACGGAGGGGAAUGACCGCAACAGGUUCUUCUGCGGAAGCGCCCUUGUUAAGCCCAGACAUAUCCUCACCGCCGCCCACUGCGUCGCCCUCAGGAGACCCGACUACUCGGUCCAGAGAGUCGCCAUUCACCCGCAAUACAACCUCCUCUUCAACUACUUCGACAUCGCUGUGAGGUUCAGUGCCCUAGUGCAGCCUUACUGCCUGCCUGCCUCCACGCUGAUGCUGGAUGGCCGAACCUGCACCGUCUCGGGCUGGGGCUCGCGACCCAACGAGUUCGCGGCGACGCUGCUCACGAGCCUGGAAGUCGACGUGAAGUCCCAGGAGGAGUGCAACGCCCUGUAUGCCGAGGCAGGGAGUGUCUUCACGACCAGCUACCCGCAGGGGCUGGACGCCACUCUGCUCUGCGCCGGCGGGGGCACCGGCAAGGACGUGUGCAGGGGCGACUCAGGGGGGCCGCUGGUGCUGGGCGUGGACGGGCGCGAGACGGAUGUGGGCGUGGUGAGCGCGGGGCUGGGCUGCGGCGACCCUCGGUUCCCCGGCAUCUACACCCGCGUCGACGCCUUCCUCGACUGGCUGGACCGCACGGUGUACGGCGCGUGCGCCCGGGCGUCCUUCGCGGCGCUGCAAGGAGGGGCGGCCGCAGGGAACGACACGGAGGGUGGGGCGACUGCGGCACUCUGA
Molecule: messenger RNA, 864 nt
Organism: Penaeus indicus
Lineage: Eukaryota; Metazoa; Arthropoda; Malacostraca; Decapoda; Penaeidae
Product: trypsin 3A1-like
Exons: 5
Coding region: 1-864 (287 amino acids)
Biological process (GO): proteolysis
Molecular function (GO): serine-type endopeptidase activity
Source: RefSeq, a predicted model, not a curated record